Molecule: messenger RNA, 3569 nt
Organism: Delphinapterus leucas (beluga whale)
Lineage: Eukaryota; Metazoa; Chordata; Mammalia; Artiodactyla; Monodontidae
Source: RefSeq, a predicted model, not a curated record
GUGAUAAAUAGGAACCAGUGUCCAUAGUUUGCUGCUUCCUUGGCUCCAAAUAGAUGCCCAGAGAAAAUGCUGAGCGUGGGCAACUGGGGCCCCCUUGUGGCUGAAUCUGGUUCUCCACUUUUGCUCUGCUCUCGCUGGUCAGUAGCGGGGGAGACAUGGCAAAAGGGAAGUUUGGCUUUCACUUAAAGGCUUUUGUGGACUUCUCCUAUUGCUACGGAUUUUGUGAUGGUCCCCAGCCCCUGCUCCUCAGCUGCCAGGGCCCUCCUAAGCUAAAUGCAGCCUUCUUGAGGUGCCGUGACAGUAAACCCAGAAACAGUCUCUUCGUGUUCACUGGCAAAUUCAGGCUCUUCUUCGGGCUGCUUCUUACAGGUAACCCACCACAGAACACUCUGCAGUAUGGAAAACUGCCAAGCUCUAAUCCAGGAAGUGAAAAUGUGGCGCCUCGAGAGCCGCUGAUUGCCACAGCAGUGAAGUUUCUACAGAAUUCUCGGGUCCGCCAUAGCCCACUUGCAACCAGGAGAGCAUUCCUUAAGAAGAAAGGGCUGACGGAUGAAGAGAUUGAUUUGGCUUUCCAGCAGUCGGGCACGGCUGCCGAUGAGCCUGCGUCCUUGGGCCCAGCCACACAGGUGAUGCCUGUCCAGUCCCCUCACCUCAUUUCGCAGCCAUAUAGCCCUGCGGGUUCCCGGUGGAGAGAUUACAGCGCCUUGGCCAUCAUCAUGGCAGGGAUAGCGUUUGGCUUUCACCAGCUCUACAAGAAAUACCUGCUCCCCCUCAUCAUGGGCGGCCGGGAGGACAGGAAGCAACUGGAGAGGAUGGAGGCGAGUCUCUCAGAGCUGAGUGGCAGCGUGGCACAGACAGUGACGCAGUUACAGGUGACUUUAGCCUCUGUCCAGGAGCUGCUGACUCAGCAGCAGCAGGAAGUCCAGGAGCUCGCCCACGAGCUGGCCGCAGCCAAGGCCACCACUUCCACCAACUGGAUCCUGGAGUCCCAGAACAUCAAUGAACUCAAGUCGGAAAUUAACUCCUUGAAAGGGCUUCUUUUAAAUCGGAGGCAGUUCCCCCCUUCCCCGUCGGCCCCGAAGAUCCCCUCCUGGCAGAUCCCGGUCAAGUCCCCGUCACCCUCCAGCCCCGCGGCCGUGAACCACCACAGCAGCAGCGACAUCUCGCCCGUCAGCAACGAGUCCACGUCGUCCUCGCCUGUGAAGGAGGGCCACAGCCCUGAGGGCUCCACGGCCACGUACCACCUGCUGGGCCCCCAGGAGGAGGGCGAGGGGGUGGUGGACGUCAAGGGCCAGGUGAGGAUGGAGGUGCAGGGCGAGGAGGAGAAGAGGGGGGACGAGGACGACGAGGAGGACGAGGACGUGAGCCGUGUGGACGAGGAGGACCGCCUGGGGGUGCAGAGGGAGGACCGCCGGGGUGGGGACGGGCAGAUCAACGAGCAGGUGGAGAAGCUGCGGCGGCCUGAGGGCGCCAGCAACGAAAGCGAACGGGACUAGGUGGCCGGGGUCCUGGUCCAGGUGCAGGACGUGGCCUUGAGCCGGGCGGGGGCAGGGCUGCCGCAGCCUCGCCGGCCUGGGCGGCGUGAGGGCCGAAGCGUGUCCACCCCGCCCACCGCAGACAGACAGGCCUCUGACCUUGUUCUCAUGUCGGGCCGAGGGCUCCGAACUCUCUGGGCGCAAACCCCCCCAGCCCCCUCCCAGGCAGACGUCCCGUCCAGGGGUGUCUGCUGGGUGUCUUAGCCAACCUAACGCCGUGCAUGACAAGAGGUAGUUUUAUUACCUGACUCCUGACCCUCUGGAGGAGGAGCCGCGGGGCCUGGCGUCUGCCGUCCCUUCCCUCCGCCCCGGCUCCCUCACUGCUUCUCACCAGUGACCAAGGGGGCCGCGCUCUCGUGAUCCCCAAAGCAAUGGCCCUGCACUCCCCUCUGGGCGGGGCCUCCCAGGCCCCCCAGGCCCCCCAGCCAGUCCCUGCCCAGACGAUGCCAAGCUUGUGUGCCCGUCGCAGCCGCAGCCUGGUCGUCUGCCACCCACGACAUCACGCUGCUCCCGACCGUUCGCUUGCCGCAUCGUGGCUCAGCUACUGCCGUGGUGAGAUGUGGUCCCACCUCCACUAGGAGCCAGGCACAGGGUCUUCCUGUCUGUCCCCUGCCCCGUCCUGCCCCCCAAACACGUGUUCUUUUGUGUGAUCAGGUAUAGGUUUCAGAAUAUAAGAUACUACUGUAUAUAAUUGUAAUAAAUAUGAGUUGCCACUAUUUAAUUCCUGCCUGUGGCUUCCUGUCUGCUCAUGGCACCCCGUGCCCAGGGGUGGAUCUUGGCCAAGGCCGCGCCAGGUGGGCCCAGGGAGGGGCCGCGGGGGCGGCGCCCGGCAGCCCUGCGGUGGGCCUGAUGGGGGCAGCCCCUGCUUCCCUCGGCCAGUCUCUCCCCUAAGGCAGGUGUCGCAGCCGCUCACCCACAGCUGGAGGGUCUCAUCCUCGGUCCCGAGUGGCUGCCGGAGGGCGACGUUCUGAUCCAGGAGGAAGGGACCUCACGCUACUGUGUAUAGACCUGGUGUGGAGUGUGAUGAGCUCACCUCCCUUAAAUGGAUGCAUGUGCUCCCAGGAGAGUGCGUCUCGUUCCCUCGUCCUCCCCCGUCUCGUCUCCCUCUCACCCUCCCUGUCUCCCUUUACCCUUCACACAGCAUUUAGCUACACCCAGAAAAACAGCACGGGACGCUCCUUCCCGGGAGCACUCGGCUCCCUCGAGCCCCCAGUGCUGUGGCCCAGUGUGCGGGGGUCAGAGGGCCUGGUCCUGUCCGGUGCCUCGUGUAGACACGGGCUUUGGAGACAAAGUGCAGGCACCCCGGACGCCGCGGAGGUGGAGCUGCAGCGGGUAUGUACCCUCUGGGGAGGCCUCGGCCUCCUGACCGCAGCGCUGGCCUCCCACCCGCCUGGCCCUGGGGAGGGAGGAAGCUGCUGGCCGAGGGUGAGAGACUUGGCAUGGGGGCUGUUUUGUCUCAGAAAACAUUUCCCCUCCUGCCCAGGCCCCUUUUUUGGGCUCCCAUGGUAAACUCCUUCCUGGCUCUCAGGCAGGGGGCCCUCGCCCUGACACUCUGAGUAUCCGGCCCUCCAGCCUGGUUUCCCAGGUUUUGUCUUUGAUGCUCAUAACCUCACGUGAUGUCCUGGCUCAUGCUCCCUAGGGACAAGCAGAGACCCCCCCCGCCCCCACACACACACCCUGCCGUUGAGUCACCUCUGCCUCUUGCCAUCCCCAAAGAAGCCAGGUUUCUCCAUCCCCAGGGGCUCCCAGCCUGGUCUGGACGAGGGGCCCAGUGCCCGGGAGCCAGGCAGGCAGACAGACGUGGGAUGACAGGCAGAGAGAGGACUGGUGGCUCGGUUGGAAGCACCCCUGGGCCUUGGGGGCCGGAGACGGGGUUUCCCCGCUCUGCCCUCCUCGGGGAAUGGAAGCCUGGGUCCCGCGUGGGCCGUCUCAGGGUGUCCCCCUCUACUUGGUGACUGUUUCUCGCGGCCUCUAACUUUGCAGAGGUCCCUCCUGCAGUGGGACCAGACCGGGGCCGGGGGCGGCGGGGAGGGG